AUGUAUAUUGAAUAUGCCUUUUCAAUGCACAAAGAACAACCAUUUGGAGGCUUUGAACAGAUUUCAACUAGUGCAUCAUCUGCUAAAGAAGAGUUUGACCCUGAACAAAGUAAAACUGUAAAUACUAUUCAAAACAGAAAGAGAAUAAAACUGGAAGACACGAGUAUUGAAACGCACACAUGCAACAUAGCCGAGUCCCUAUCUGAUGAUGAAUCGUUCCUAGACUCACAGUCACAAAGUUUGUCACAAAUUUCUUCUUGGAGUCAGGAAAAUAUGGAAACAUCUUUAUCUGACCUAAAUAAAGGAAUUGACAUCAUAAGUAGAGGCCAUUCAAGUCCUGUCAAAUUUCAAGUGAGAAGUGAUAUAAGUAGCCUAAAACCUUCCACGAAAAGAACUGUGAAACGUAAAGUAGUUUCAGCCAUUGACACUGUCCUUAAUGGUAUAGCUCCAGGUCAAAGUCAGGCACUUUUUAAGAUGAUUCAAGAUAAAGACCCAGAAUCUGCCAACUCAUCUGAACUUCAAGAGAUCAUUGUAAAGAUUCAUCUGGAGAGUACAGACAGAAACACAAAACAGCAACUUUUGUCAUUGAUUGCCUUGUCACAUACUAAGAAAGAUCUUCAACAGCUUAUACCUGGGCUGACAGUGUAUGCAAUAAAUGAAGCCAGGAAACAUGCUAAAACUAAUGGCCAUGGUGCUAUAAUACCUAAACAGCUCCCAGUCUUUCGACAUAGGAUGGAUAAAGACAAGUUAGACCAUGCCUUAGAUUUUUUCUUCAGUCCAUCAUUUCACUAGGUCUCAUCCUUUGGUGUAAAGGAAAUGAAGUUGGACAAUGGAAAUACAGUAACAAUACCUGAAGUAGUGAGAACUGCAUGUCAUGCCACUCUUAUAAACGUG
Mytilus trossulus (common blue mussel) is the source of this 894-nucleotide messenger RNA. RefSeq lists its product as uncharacterized. NCBI's taxonomy places the organism in Eukaryota, Metazoa, Mollusca, Bivalvia, Mytilida, Mytilidae. Bases 1 to 792 code for a protein of 263 amino acids. The transcript is spliced from 7 exons. The record is from RefSeq and is a predicted model, not a curated record.